AUGACGACCCCCGCGCCGCCCGAGGACCAGGCUAGGCUGCUGGAAGACGCCCUCAUCGCGGUGCGCCAGCAGACGGCGUUGAUGCGCAAAUGUUUAGACACGCCGGGGAAGCUCAUGGAUGCGCUUAAGUGCUGCUCCACACUGGUCUCCGAGCUUCGAACUAGCAGUCUGGGUCCGAAACAGUACUACGAGCUGUACAUGGCUGUUUUCGAUGCCCUCCGCUACCUCUCCGUCCACCUCCGCGAGAACCACCCGGUCAACCACCUAGCCGACCUGUACGAGCUGGUACAAUAUGCCGGCAACAUCAUCCCCCGCCUCUACCUCAUGAUCACCGUCGGCACAGCAUACAUGGCCAUCGAGGGCGCACCGGUUAAGGAACUGAUGAAAGACAUGAUGGAUAUGAGCCGUGGCGUCCAGCACCCGAUCCGGGGCCUCUUCUUGCGGUACUACCUCUCCGGGCAAGCGCGAGACUGCCUCCCGUCUGGCGACUCUGAUGGGCCCGAAGGCAAUCUCCAGGACUCGAUCAACUUUGUGCUUACCAACUUUGUCGAGAUGAACAAGCUGUGGGUCAGGCUACAGCACCAAGGGCAUUCGAGGGAGCGUGAGCAGAGGACACAGGAGAGGAAGGAGCUUCAACUGUUGGUUGGGAGUAACGUGGUGCGUUUGAGCCAGCUAGUGGACCUGCGCGCGUACAAGGAUGGUAUUCUGGCGCCAUUGCUGGAGCAAGUCGUCCAGUGCCGUGAUGUCUUGGCCCAGGAGUAUCUGCUGGAGGUCAUCACGCAGGUCUUCCCCGACGAGUUCCACCUCCACACCCUCGACCAGUUCUUAGGCGCCGUGUCCCGAUUAAACCCACAUGUCAACGUUAAGGGUAUUGUUAUCGGUCUCAUGGACCGUCUUUCCGAUUAUGCCGAGCGCGAAUCCCAGAACGAGUCAGAGGAGGACAGGGAAAAGGUGGAGGAAGAAGCUUUGGUAGCUUUGCUUGAGAGGGUCAAGCUUGCCGCGGAGACUGCUUCCAGCGAGGCCCAGGCUUCGAGCGCACCUCAAGGAGAGCCGUCGGAACCACCAAAACCCGACGACAAGCCGGAAGAUAAGGACGAGACUGAUGCGGAUUCCAAGGCAGAGACAUUGACCAAGGAGCACGAGGAGGAGCCGACGCCAUCAAUAGCAGAGACCGAAGCGACAGCGGUUAAUGCAGAGGAAUCGCAGCCGGCCACGAAGCGCAGAGGGAUCCCGGAGAACGUACCACUGUAUGAGAUCUUCUUCGGGCAGGUGAAAAACCUGGUACAGGCGCAACAUUUGCCCAUACAAGACACGAUUGCGCUGCUUGGUUCCUUGACGAAUCUUGCUCUGAAUAUCUACCCGGAAAAACUGGAGUAUGUGGACCAAAUUCUGGACUAUGCCCACAGCAAGGUCAGGGAACACGCCAACAGCGCGGAUUUGCACUCCCAGCCCGCGCAGCAAAGCCUCCUCGCCCUUCUACAGAGCCCCAUCCGGCGUUAUGUAUCUCUCUUCACCGCGCUAUCUCUUCCGACCUAUGUUCCUUUUUUCCAAUCUCAGACCUACCCGACACGAAGAGCAGUUGCUGGGGAAGUGGCGAGGACACUCCUCAAAAACCAAACAUUCAUUUCCACACCUGCCCACCUCGAGAAUGUCCUCGAGGUCCUCAAGGUGCUCAUCAAAGAGGGUUCCCAGCCGCCAGCAGGCUACCCCGGGGUCGUCCAGCCGCGGGCGAGAACGCUCGAGACCGACGAAACGAUGGAGGAGCAGGGCUGGCUCGCGCGCCUUGUGCACCUCGUGCAUUCCGACAACAACGACACCCAGUUCCGCCUCCUCCAGAUGACAAGAAAGGCCUACGGUGAAGGCAACGAGCGGAUCAGGACCACCACUCCACCUCUCAUCACCGUCGGCCUCAAGCUCGCUCGCCGCUUCAAGACCCGCGAACACUACGACGACAACUGGUCCUCCCAGUCCUCCGCCCUCCUCAAAUUCCUCCACUCGGCCAUCUCAACCCUAUACACGCGCGUUAACGGCGCCGGCGCGGCCGAGCUCUCCCUGCGCCUGUUCUGCUCCUGCGGACAGGUGGCCGACAUGACGGGGUUCGAGGAAGUCGCGUACGAAUUCUUCGCGCAGGCGUUCACCGUCUACGAGGAGGCCAUAAGCGAUUCCAAGGCGCAGUUCCAAGCCGUCUGUGUCAUUGCUAGCGCGCUGCACCGCACGCGCAACUUUGGCAAGGAGAACUAUGACACGCUUAUUACUAAGUGCGCGCAGCAUGCCAGCAAGCUGCUGCGCAAGCCGGAUCAGUGUCGCGCUGUGUAUUUGGCGAGUCAUUUGUGGUGGGCUACGCCCAUUGCGGCGAAUGGGGAGACGGAGGAGACAGAGCUCUACCGCGAUGGCAAGCGUGUCCUGGAAUGUCUGCAGCGCGCCCUUCGUGUUGCGGACUCCUGCAUGGAGACAGCUACAUCGAUCGAACUCUUUGUCGAGAUUCUCGACCGUUAUGUCUAUUACUUUGAUCAGAAGAAUGAAUCCGUCACGACUAAAUACCUCAACGGCCUGAUCGAACUGAUCCACUCCAACCUAGCCGGCAACCAACAGGAUUCGGCGUCCGUCGAGGCCAGCCGGAAGCAUUUCAUGCAGACCCUCGAUAUGAUACGUAGUAAGGAGUAUGAGGGCAUCGUGUUGACGCCGAAGUAA
Messenger RNA from Dichotomopilus funicola, 2691 nucleotides. RefSeq names its product vacuolar protein sorting-associated protein 35. The transcript has 4 exons. The coding region runs from base 1 to 2691 and encodes 896 amino acids. The record is from RefSeq and is a predicted model, not a curated record. Gene Ontology annotation, cellular component: retromer complex; late endosome; retromer, cargo-selective complex. NCBI's taxonomy places the organism in Eukaryota, Fungi, Ascomycota, Sordariomycetes, Sordariales, Chaetomiaceae. Gene Ontology annotation, biological process: retrograde transport, endosome to Golgi; intracellular protein transport.